AUGGACUGUGGAUUAUGUAGUGUGUACGUAUCGUGCCGGCAAAAUUUCUGCCAUGCCGGCGUAAAACCGGGGGACGACGGUUUGACGGGUUAUUUUCUCAUUUGUCGCUUGCCCGGGUCCCCCUCUGCUGGGACGUGUGUCGAUAGCGGACGUGGCCGUAGGUGUUCUCAAGCUGCCUACCCAAGUCGAUGUGCCGAUCUUGGUCGUCCUAUUGCAGUCAUUUAUGGUACACACCCCAUCGACUCAACACGCUUGACGUCGUCAUCUCCAUUUCCUUCAGUAAAUACAAUAUAA
This is a messenger RNA of Macrosiphum euphorbiae (potato aphid), 294 nucleotides long. Lineage: Eukaryota; Metazoa; Arthropoda; Insecta; Hemiptera; Aphididae. The record is from the annotation of a GenBank genome assembly.